AACGCCAUGUCGCCAAAUCUAAAUGUCGGCUGUCGAAAUCGUUUCCACGAAAAUUUUUCAAUCGCUUGUUGAAAAGUGAAUGUACUCUUGGAUUUAAAAACCGUGAAUAUUUUAAAAUGUCACUAUUUAAGAAACCAAAGAAAAAUUUGCGUCAAAGAACAGCAACAAGUGAUGAAGAAGAUGGAGAUAACCAUGCACAAUCAAUUAAUAAGGUCGAUGGUGUCCCAUCUUCGGCAUCCGGCAACAACAAACCAUCGGGGAAACCGCCAAAAGCAGCUUCGUUGGAAAUAAAAAAGAAGACGAGUAUUCUUAGCUUUCAGGAAGACUUGGAAGAAGAUGAGGGGGUCGAGACAUUCCAGAUCAAGAAAUCUUCCCAGAGUAGAAGAAUUGCUAAACGAAUGGAGAGGGACCGGAAAUUGAAGGAGCAGGAGCAGAAAACCAUUGUGAAGCCGGUGGAAAUUGUUCAAGAAGAAAAACAGACACAGCCUGAAAAUCAUCCACCCAAACCUGAACAACCAAAGAACCUCAUCCUGAGUGGACGUGAAGCAGAGAUGGCUGGAUAUCGAUCAGAUUCAGAAGAAGAAAGUGCUGAUGAGGGCGUCAAAUUUAGACGACCUGACCCGUUCAGGAAUGUCCUGGAAAAUGGUGCCAUCCCAGAUGCAGCGAUGAUUCAUGCGGCUAGAAAGCAUCGUCAACAAGCUAGAGAGCUUGGUGGUCUGGCUGAUUACAUUAAAGUGGAUGAAAUGCCGGACUACGAAAAAGAUUCCCAGCAGACCUCAUCAGUCACAUCCGCGAGACUCGUGCGGGAAGACGAAAACGAUAAGAGCGAUGAAGACGAGGCUGAAGAUGGAAGAAUGGGUUUUGCUGUUGAUCUGUUGACCAAAGACAAGCAAGAGAGAAGAGAAGCAUUUUUAGCAGCCGAACGAGAAGAUGACGAAGAAGAAAGCGACGACGAAGACGAUUGGGAAAAGCAGCAAUUCCAGAAAGCCAUUCGUCAGCGCCAGGUUGAGUCAGCUUACCAAGAAAUGACUCUCCAACAUAAAUACAUCGAUGAAGGGCCUUCAACUUCUUCCAGGUCACUGGUCAAAGAAAAAAUUACGAAAGGACCUUUGGCCCAUGGUCUUCCAACCAAAACUACCUUAUCAGCUCCAGAUCUGAGUAAACUAGCCCCACUGCCCACACCUUUAGAGUUGAAAGAAAAGCUCCGUGAACGUUUGUCUGGAUUGGAUGAAGUUCACAGACGGCAUGUUAGUGAUAUGGAACGAAUGGAAUCGGAUCUUUCUCAAUGUCGAUUGGAAGUGCAACGUCUCGAGACAGAACGGCCUCAAUUAUCCGAGAGAUAUCACUAUUUCCAAGUCACUCGCGGUUACGUUCACGAUCUAGCCGACUGCCUCACAACUAAGUACUAUGAAGUGGAAACUUUGGAAAAGCGUUGGGUUGCACAGCUUGGUCGGCGGUAUCGUUAUUUGGCGGAACGACGGCGCGAAGAUGUUCGUGACGAAGCCAGUGACUGUGCCAUUCAGUCUGUGAUCGUGCAAUCUAUUAAUCCUGAUAAACUUGCUCGAACGGCGGAGCGCGAAGCUCGUCGAAGGCGUCGACGCAACAGUCGCAAAGACUCGGCUAAGCACAAGGAAGGACUUUCGUCCGACGAUGAAGUUGUUGAAAAAGAGGCAACGUUAUUCAGCGUGGAGAAAGACAAAAUCCUAGAAGAAUCCGGUCGAUUGUUUGAUGACACUUUGGAUGAGUUUUGCUCAAUCGAAACGAUCACUCAGCGGUUUGACGAGUGGCGUACUCGUGAGAAUGAUUCUUACAACAACGCGUACGUUGACUUAUUCCUGCCUCGCCUUGCUGGCUGCAUCGUGCGUUGGCACCUGCUACAGGCCUUGUGGAAUCCUCUCGAGCAUGAAGUGACACUGAUCAAUAAAACCAAGUGGUUCCAGACGAUAACCCAGUAUGAUAUGCGGUCGGAAAUCAAGGAAAAGAAUCAGAAUCCGUUGAUCAUUUCAAAAACGAUUGAAUUGUCCGUUGUUCCUUACGUCGUCGAGGUUGUAAAAGCGGCAUACGACCCCUGCUCCACAAGUCAAACAAAUCGUUUAGUCAAACUGGUGAAGACUUUAACUGAAGAGCAUCCCAUUCUCGCUGGCCACAAAACUAUUCAAUCCUUAUUGUCUGCCGCUGUUGAAAAAUUCGAAGGUGCUGUGGAUCAGGAUGUGUUUAUUCCUUUCCACUUUGCGGCUCAGAAUCCUGGAUUCGUUAACCGCCAAUUCUGGUCAGCUGCUAAACUUUUACGAAACAUUCUUCAUUGGCAGACUGUGAUUGAUGACUCGCAAUUGCGAAGCGUUGCCAUUGACAAGCUUUUCAAAAAGUACAUGCUUCUACCUUUGACGAAAACGACCAUUCGAGGCAACGCUAGCGAUCCCGACACCUUGGACAAAAUACGGUUUAUCGCCGAGUCAUUGCCGAAGAAUUGGUUAGGACCUAUGGCGCCGGGCGCAUCUCAACUUCAACCACUAAUCGACACAACCAUGUCGUUGGCUUCAAAUGCCGACAGUACGACUAGUGCCGGUCGGAAACAUGUAAAAGACGUCGCUGCUGUACUUCAGAAACUUGGUGCUGCAGCCGAAGCCCAGGAGAUUCUCGUAAAAUACUUGUAAUGUUUUUAAUAUGUUGCAUUGUUGAUUGUUUGUUUCCCCCAAUCAGCCUUCACGUUGAAAAAUAGAAAAAAAAAACGCCUUCGUCAAUUUACAAA
Molecule: messenger RNA, 2749 nt
Organism: Daphnia pulicaria
Lineage: Eukaryota; Metazoa; Arthropoda; Branchiopoda; Diplostraca; Daphniidae
Product: PAX3- and PAX7-binding protein 1-like
Exons: 8
Coding region: 117-2654 (845 amino acids)
Biological process (GO): spliceosomal complex disassembly; mRNA splicing, via spliceosome
Cellular component (GO): U2-type post-mRNA release spliceosomal complex; nucleus
Molecular function (GO): DNA binding
Source: RefSeq, a predicted model, not a curated record